GGACAAGGUCUACUCGUCUCUGAAAAUAGCUCAGGGUGGGAACUCGAGAGUGCGGUUCACCCGGCGCUGGAAAAACACUCGCCGUGGUUGUCCUGGGCUGCAGGGAUUGCAACAUCAACUGUCCUGUUGCCACCACUCAGAUGUGAUCUCACCCAUGGUGCUUUCAUUCAGGCGAGCAGCACCUACCUGAGGGAGACUCUUCAUGCUCAGAGGAACAAACAUACCUGUUGAUCUACAACAAAUAAACACUGGACUCAUGGGGGAUCUGAGGCAUAAGAUGGGGGUCGUGUCACAGACGAUAUGCCCGACUAUGCGGGCUCCGUCCGAUGAGGACCUAAAGGCCCCAAAUAAUGUGAAAGUGGAGAAAAUGCAGAUGAAGAGAGAGAUCUCCCUCAUGAACGGGAUCUGCCUCAUUGUUGGCAACAUGAUCGGCUCCGGGAUCUUCGUCUCACCGAAGGGCGUGCUCAUGUUCAGCGGCUCUUACGGGCUGUCCUUGGUGAUUUGGGCCGUCGGGGGCAUCUUCUCAGUGUUCGGGGCUUUGUGCUACGCGGAGCUCGGCACAACCAUCACCAAGUCUGGAGCCAGCUACGCUUACAUCCUGGAGUCGUUUGGAGGCUUCCUGGCUUUCAUCCGUCUGUGGACAUCCAUCCUGCUGAUCGAGCCGGCCAGCCAGGCUGUGAUUUCGCUGACCUUUGCCAACUACCUGGUGGAGACUUUCUACCCCACCUGCCAGGCGCCGUACGAUUCUGUCCGGCUCAUUGCUGCAGCCUGCCUCUGCAUGCUCAUCUUCAUUAACUGUGCCUACGUGAAGUGGGGCACUCUGGUCCAGGACAUUUUCACGUACGCCAAACUCAUGUCGCUCUGCCUCAUCAUCAUUGUAGGAAUCCUAAAGAUAUCUUCUGGAGACACAAAGAGCUUCCACAACCCAUUCGAGGGCUCGUCCACAGAUCCCGGAGCCUUAGCCUUGGCCCUCUACUCAGCUCUGUUCUCCUACUCCGGCUGGGAUACACUCAACUUUGUCACAGAGGAGAUUCAGAAUCCAGAGAGGAAUCUUCCCCUGGCCAUUGCCAUUUCCAUGCCCAUAGUGACCAUCAUCUACCUGCUGACCAACGUGGCAUAUUAUGUGGUUCUGGACAUGCCGUCUCUGCUGGCCAGUGACGCAGUUGCUGUGACAUUUGGGAACGCGGUCCUGGGGCCGUUCAAGUGGAUCAUCCCUGUUUCGGUGGCCAUGUCCUGCUACGGAGGGCUCAACGCUUCUAUCAUCGCUGCCUCACGGUUGUUUUUCGUCGGGGCCAGAGAGGGCCACCUCCCCGACAGUCUGAGCCUGAUCCACAUGGAGCGCUACACACCCAUACCUGCGCUGCUGUUCAAUGGGCUAAUGGGUCUGAUCUUCCUGUGUGUGGAGGACGUGUUCCAGCUCAUCAGCUACUUCAGCUUCAGUUACUGGUUCUAUGUGGGUCUGUCUGUGGCCGGACUCAUCUACCUGCGCAUCACUCAGCCUGACAGACACCGGCCCGUGAAGUUGACCUUGUUCUUCCCCUUCAUCUACUGUCUGUGCAGCCUGUUCCUAGUCAUCGUGCCUCUGUACGGAGACACCAUCAACUCCCUCAUAGGAAUUGCCAUUGCACUGUCAGGCGUGCCGGUCUAUUAUGUGGCCAUAUACCUGCCUGAGGAGAGGAGGCCCAAAUUCAUCCGCAAGUUGAACGUCUUUGCCACCAGAUUCAUCCAGAAGCUGCUCUACUGCUGCCUGACUGAAUUUGACACUGAGACAGAAACACAAGCCGGCGGCAAGACACAGUGAGCUACAGGCGAUCCGCAUCGCUUCAGCAGUCAGCUUUCUGCUGGAGGCCUCGCUCUCACCCACGUGUUGACGUUCAUGUUUUCCUCGAAUGCUGAAAAACAAGACCUUUCACGGACAGAGCGGCGAGGCGCCGUCUCACAACAUUUGUGAGAGCUACCACUGGCGGGUCAGGUUAAAAAGAGGCCGGACAUCUCACAUGACACACCAGGAAGGAGCAAACUGUUGCUUUCUUUUUAAAAUGUGAUGUACUUUUCUACAAAGAUCAAUGAACGUCUUCUAUGAGGAUAUCAUUUAAAAAAAUUUAAAAAAAAAAACAUUGUUCACGUUAUGUUUUUUAAACUUGUGUGGAGAUGAAAGCUGAUGACUUUAUUUCUGAACUUGUUUUCAAUAAUCACACAACACUGACGUCUUCCUCCCCCUCACUCGGUCUCGGCUCCGUGGACUCUACUUCUGAUCACAACCAGUUCCUUCAUCACGUGGGCGACUCGCAUAUGAGCACUUUUUCACUUUUCCUUUUUCAGUUUGUUUCAUUUUUGUGUACUGAAAAGAGUAUCAUGUCUACUCGUCCAUUGCAAAGAAGAAAACAUUUGCUUUAUAAAAUGUAUCUAACCUAACUUUUGUCUGGCUGAAAUUUGAUUAUCUGAUCGUCGUUGUGGAAAACUCUGCAAAUGUGGCUGUGGUUUUCUGUGAAGCAGUUAAAUACCCUCUAAAGUGUCACUUUAAGUGAUUGAUUAGUUAGAAAUUGCAAUUAGAUUAUUAACUUAACACAGUUUGUUUCAUCUUUUGUAACCUCAUAAUCACAGUUUUUUGUUGCUGCUGGUCGGUAAGAAUAUAUUUUGACCAUUUCAGUGAAGCUUGACACCAAAACCUGUCUCAAACCACUGACAUUACAGGGAAAUAUGUGACUCAUGCACCGAUACUUGACAUUUCAGUAAAAAGUACCCGAAACUUGAGUUCAAGUAAAGAUGAUGUGUAUUAUCAAGUAUCACCUCAUUAAAAAGUGAAAUUGUCUCCAAUAUGAAAAGCACAUGUGAAUAAAGUCUUCAAUAGUAUUUGAUACUAAUUCUACUUAAGUAUCAAAACUACAAGAAAAAAGUAAAUUACACUUAUAUCUAUAUUAUAUAAUAUGGCUCUGGUACAGUUUCAAUCUGCAAAGUAACUACAAACUACAGUUGCUAAAUUAAUGUAGUGUAUUAUCAAGUACAAUAUUUACCUCCAGACUGAAGUGGAUGGGACGUACAAUGUAGCACAAGCUGGAAAUACUGAAUUAAAGGGCAAGUUCCUCAGAACUGCACGAAAGUACGGUGUUGAGUAAAUGCACUUGGUUACAUUCUAUCAUUGGUUGUAAGUCACAAACAAAAAUGUGUUUGCUUUCAG
This is a messenger RNA of Acanthopagrus latus (yellowfin seabream), 3178 nucleotides long. RefSeq names its product Y+L amino acid transporter 2-like. Gene Ontology annotation, molecular function: L-amino acid transmembrane transporter activity. Bases 203 to 1801 code for a protein of 532 amino acids. The record is from RefSeq and is a predicted model, not a curated record. Gene Ontology annotation, cellular component: membrane. Lineage: Eukaryota; Metazoa; Chordata; Actinopteri; Spariformes; Sparidae. Gene Ontology annotation, biological process: amino acid transmembrane transport. The transcript has 10 exons.